AUGACUAUGACCAUGACGACGAGAAAGACAACCUUGGAAUGGUUUUUAUUUAAUCCAUCCAUAAAAGGCAAAGAUUUGGUAAUUAAAAAAGAAGGGUACUUUGCAUUUGGUCAUGCAUGUACAAAGGAGGGAAAUAGGAGUCUUCACCGUUACACUACACAAUAUGAACCUAUAAACAUGAUAACGGGGAAAUCAACACUUGAGUCGUCAAAUAUUAGUUUUGAAGAGAACGUAGAAUAUAAGAGAUCCAAGGCUUAA
Funneliformis geosporum is the source of this 258-nucleotide messenger RNA. The record is from the annotation of a GenBank genome assembly. NCBI's taxonomy places the organism in Eukaryota, Fungi, Glomeromycota, Glomeromycetes, Glomerales, Glomeraceae.